GCUUCUGCCAUAAGGGGGGAUCCGAUGAAUCUUAUGAAGAGGGAGCCUUGCCAGACCUGCUGUAUUUAAAUCUGCGUCCCAGGAAGCAUCUGUGUUACAGUAUAUAGAUUCCGUGCUUCUCUUCGUUGGGAUCAAAGUCGAUUUACGAGUGGCUUGGACGGCAAAUACCUUUCCUCGGGGGAGAUUCCUUCCUCGAGGUCCAUAUCACCCAAAGGAUCCAAGGGGAAUGAGCUUCCAAACUUUGAUUGCAAAGGAGCAGGUGAAGAAGAGGUGUAGUGCAGUUUCCUGCACUUUGCUUCUAUUGUCUCCUGUGGGAAGAGCAUCACUGAGAAUGGACCAGAGGAACACUUGCAUCUUUGGGGACGACUUGAUAGACCAUACGUCCUUCCACCAACUUAUUUCAACUUAUCUGGGUGAGAGAUAGCUGAGGCCGAGUGAUAACCUAAUCUAGUGGUGUAAAUACCAGAUUGUAAAGGUUGCCAGAUAUAAACAUCUUCCAUUCCAGUUUCACUCGGCUGGAGUUGUUGUAUCUGGUGUGCGAGAUCAGGUCUAUCCUUUUCUUAUUCCACUGGAGAUCAGAAACUCGUAGGUCGCUAGCAUCUUCUGUGAUUGGGCCAUAUGGUAUGGUUUGAUGUUGCUUGAUAGAGAUAUCCAGGAGUCCUUCCAGACUCUUGUACUUUGUCCAUUUAUAUUGCUAAUCUAUGUUUCCAUAUAACAUGACACAAAUAAAGAUGCAGAUUUCAAGCUCAACUGGAAGCGAGUAGCUAUCACAAGCAUGUUUGGACUUUGGUUUUGUUGGUACGGAGGCCUUGAUAAAUUUAUAAAACUGAAGCUUCGAUAUGUUCCAAAGUCAACACGUUUUGUGGCACAGUGGCAGCCAAAGUGGCAAUUGAUGGUCUUAUCUUUGGCCCCAUAGAUCUACUUAUAUUCUUCACAUAAUGGGACAAGCUACGGGCAAGAACACAUCUCAAGUUAAAGAAGGACUCAAGAGAGAUUUUCUACCAGCUAUAGCUCUUGAAGGCGGAGCAUGGCCGCUUCUGCAGAUCGCAAACUUCUGAUACGUUCCCGUUCAAUACCAGCUACUUUACGUCAACAUCUUUUGCCUGAUAUAUUGUUUUAGGAGAUGUUGAAGACCGAAAGAGAAGUAAGGUUUGUUAGCUGAAGAGGUAUGUUUCCAUGUACCAUCUGAAGCUACUGCAUACAACACUGAUGCAAAUGUCUCAACCCUCCAAAUAACUCAUUCUGCCAACGGAAACUGAUCCUGUCCCUCCUAUAAGCUCACCAGCAGAUAAUUCCACAUCUAUUAGCGCUUCUCCAUCUGAUAUAGUAUGUGUUCCGGAAACUACACAAUUUAACACGGAUUCUGGUUUCAUUGGGAACAUCACUACAUCAACUUCUGUUUCACCUACUUCUUCUGCUCCUUUAGUCUUCGCUGCUGCAGGUACACUAUCACUGUCUACCCCUGUGGUGGAUUUGAAAUGUAAAUCCAGUGUACAUGGCCUCCGAGAUAGUUGCUUACAGUUAAGUGAUGCAAAAGGAUCAAACAGAUUCGCUAAUCUAGCCAUGUUAGAAGAAGAUAUACAGCUGGAUGUUGUGACCUCCCCCUCUCAGUCUAUGUCCCCAUCAGUCGAAACCAACGCUCAAUUUUUUUAUAACUCUUCCCUGCCUUCAACGCCAUCUUCAUUUUCAGAACUUUUUGUGGACGAUGUUGUGGCUACAAGCUCCGAUAGUUUUGUUAUGGCGCAAAGAUCUCGUGGAGAUCGUAGUAAAUAUGAAAUAAUCUUUUUUUUUUCUUAAAUUCCAUCCCUUUAGAUGGUAUUUUGUUCUAUUGGAUCUGAAGGGUGAAUGAUAGUUUUUAGAGACCCUAGUUUUUAAUAAUCCAAAAUAACUUUUGAUGAAUCUCAUUGAUGAAAUCCAUAUUUUCCGAUAAGAGGUGAUUUAAUAGGGUUUUUAUAAAUGAUACAUCCAAUAAGGUAGGAUUUGUAAAUUUUUUUAUAAUUACCUAAUCCAAUAAGGGAGAAUUUGGCAAAAACUUAAAAUUUUACGAAAUCCCUAAUCCAAUUAUAUUUUUGAUUUUUGUUUGCUUUCUACGAUUCUCAAGAUUGUAGUAUCAUUGCUAUAUCUUAUCAAGUUGUUAAUCGGUAUAAAUGAUUCACAAGUUUACGAAUUUCUAUCACAAGUUCACAUCCCAAGAUCAUUAUCAUAUGUGACUUUUUAAAAUAUAUUAUGGAAAGUUUUGGUAAUUUCAUCUGCCUUUUUUAUUCAAUCAUCAGGAAUGAGAAUACACUAUGGUAAUUUGAUUCACUAAAAGAAAAUUCUUAAAGCACAGAAAAAUUAAUUACUUACUGAAAAUAAUUUGGGUUUCUCUAGAAUCUCUUGUAGUAGGUAACCUUUGGUUCAAGAAUUUAGAGGUUUUCCUCUAAUGCUAAUAUAGGCUCAAAGUUUCGUAUAUGGUUUGAUCCUUUGCGUUGUAAGUAAUACAUUUUGGUAAAGAUUCUACCUUUUUUGGGAACGGAUAUUACCUUAAAUUUUAAACCAUAAAAGAGGGUAAGUGGCAAAGUGAAAGAAUCAAGAGAAGAAUAUGGGGAAACAAACAUAUAAGCAUACAAGAAUACACUUUGCUUGAGAUGUUUAAAACGUGCAAUGGCUGCAAUACUUGACGAGAUGUAUCUAUGUAAUUAAAGGGAAAUUACAAAAAUAAAAAUAAAAAUAUCCUAUCGUAGAACGCUUAUAUAUAACUCAUGUGUGUAGUCACGAAUAAAAACUUAAACUCUAAAUAUAGUAUAGCCAUGGAACAUCCUCCACCUUCUCCACUCAUUUGCCCUAUCAUACGACUUCAAUACAGUUCUUUCUUUACAGAUAAAAGAGUUAAUGGAAGGUAUUUUUGCAUGAUUGACCAUUCUUAUUCCUUGAACGACGUCUCUUCACAUGAUGACCACCGCCUUGACCCCUGCCAUGUCCACCGCCUUGACCCCUUAUAUUGGUGCAACAACAAAAAAUCAAGAGAUGAGCCUUCUUGGUGUGGUGUGGUGUUUGUGAAUGUAAGGAAUCCAGUACAACCUAUUACCUUUGCAUUAACUGCAACGUAUCCUACCACAAAGAGUGCAUCGAGUCUUCGCCCUCUAAUCAAAUCUCCCCAUCACCCUAAACACAGUCUCCAACUUAUCAUGCCUAGUGAGCCAACUAUGUCCCCUAGAAAGAUUGAUUUGAUAUGUGAUGUUUGUGGGUUAGUUGAUAGCAAAACUCUCAUCUACGUUUGCCUGGAAUGUGGUUUUGUUGUCCACACAAAAUGUAUCUACUUACCGUUUGUCAUAAAAAUAUCCAGUCAUGACCACCAUCUCUCUUUUAUGUAUUCUCCUUCUAUAAUAUUGUCUUGUGGAGUUCGUCAUCAAAAGGUUGACGAAAAUUAUAGAAAAUAUUAUUGCACGAAAGAUUGCACUUACAUAGUGCAUUCCAACUGUGCAACUUGGAAAGAUGUGUGGGAUGGAAAAGAGCUCAAGCAAGAACCAGAAGAAGAAUAUGAAAAUUUAAAUUCUUUUGAAGUGAUAGGUGAUGGAAUUAUACAACAUUUACGCUAUUCACAUUGCAUGAGGUUUGAAAAGAAUACCAGCAAUAUAUUAAUGUAUGAUGAAAAAGACAAAUUUUAGGCAUGUGUACUUCCUGUUUAUGAUGGCGAGAUUUACAAAUGUAUAGAGUCCACGUGUGAUUUUGUACUCCAUGAAGCAUGUGCAAAUCUUCCUCGGACAAAACAUCAUAUGGCACAUCCCUAUCCGUUUAUUCUACAAGUGAGUGACACUGAAGUUUUCUCUUGCGGAUAUUGUAAUCGUUUUUCGUGUGGUUUCAGAUAUGUGUGUUCCGAAGGGGGUGAGUCUAUAAAUUUAGACGUGCGAUGUGCUGCAAUAUCUGAGCCAUUCGACCAUCAACUUCACCCACAUCCUUUGUUCCUAAGCAAUGAACUUGGAAUAUAUAGACCAUGUUCAAUGUGCGAGAAAAGCAGUUUUCGAACUUUGAUCAACUGUAUCGAAUGUGACUUCUCAUUGUGCUUCUAUUGUGCUACACUCCCAUAUAAAGUGAGAUAUGAGCAUGAUGAACAUUUGCUUAUCUUUUCUUAUGAAGAGAAUGCAAGUCUCAAUUGUUGUGAGGUUUGUGAGGAAACUUUAGAUUCAUACAAAUGGUUUAUACAUGUAAAGAAUGUGGAGUCGCAUUCCAUAUAAAAUGUUUGUAAGAACCUUAUUUUACUACAAUAGGGACAACUGAUAUUUGUAAAAAUAGUAAGAACAUUAAUUAAAAAUAUAAUAACGAAACAAACGAAUAAAGAAAAACUUGCAAAGUCGAGAUGAUUAAUCUCUUAUCUUAAAUCUUUAAACGCCCCGUAGUGUGACGGUUUGUUGGUUUAACACCCCAAACCAAAGCUGAAAGGAGGAGUCCAAAGUUGAGUAUCUUUUUCACUCGAUUUCCUCAGAUUCUGUAGCUCAAGAGUUCAUCUUUAUAAAUUGUCAUGAUCCAGAACCAAAUCAAAGCCACUUCAUUUCUUCAUUUUAAAUCCAGAACCCAAUAAAGUUAGAAUCAUUACCUUCCUUGGAUCCUGAUGUUGUUGAUGUUGGGUUUGUAUGUUUCUGGAGCUGAAGAUGGUAAAAGCAAAUAUGAAGAUCAAGUAGAUAGAUAUAGCUUUCAUGGAGACGAAUCUAGCUGAAGAAGAAGAAGAGCGUGAUGAGCUUCUUCUGUGUUUCACCAUUUCCUCGAGGGGGACAAAGAAGCAAUCAAAAUCUACAACGCUCUCUUUCCUCAUACGAACAUUAAGCUUCUUGAGCAGUCUAAACCGGUUCGGUGUCUGUAAUUACCCGAAAAUUUGAAUUUAGCGUCCGGUUAUGCUUGGUUAGUACUACCAGUACAUUGUUUCUUUAACAACGGUGCUAUUUCUUAGAAC
Messenger RNA from Brassica napus (rape), 4927 nucleotides. RefSeq lists its product as uncharacterized. The transcript has 3 exons. The record is from RefSeq and is a predicted model, not a curated record. The coding region runs from base 2742 to 3647 and encodes 301 amino acids. Lineage: Eukaryota; Viridiplantae; Streptophyta; Magnoliopsida; Brassicales; Brassicaceae.